CUAUAGCUAUUUUCUGUGUACCUUUGCCUAGCCUCGAUUCAAGGCCGAUUAAAAUACGUUUAAUUGGCCGCUAACCUUUAGCCCUAUUAUGCGCAUAAACUUGUUUCAGUUUAAAAAGAAAUUACUGAGCAGUGAUUGUGAGAACCAACUUUAUUCAUACACGGGGAGAACCUUGAGACUAGAGGCGAACCUUAUUUUUCCAACCUUAUCAACAACAUGAAUAAAGCAGCACUGCUUUAUUCAUACAUGGGGAGCACCUUGAGAGGCCACCAACUUAUUGUGCCCACCCUAUCUAUCUGUAAACAUUGCAAGUUGUUGGUUCUCGAGCAGUGAUUGUGAGAACCAACUUUAUUCAUACAUGGGGAAAACCUUGAGAGUUAGAGGCGAGCCUUACUUUUCCAACCUUAUCUGUAAGAUAAAUCAGCCUUGAUAUAGAUCUAGCUACAGCCUUCCAGAGGGUCUGACAUCAGAAGAAUGUGGUAAAACCUGCUUAUCUGCAGUAGAUAUAAAUAGUCUUCACUCACCAAGCAAUCAGCCAUAGGAUUCAGCAGACUUUCACCAGAGAACGAAAAAUGUAUUUCAAAAUGUCAACAAAAGCAACUCAACAGUUGGAUGAUGCCAGUGAGAAUUUCAAUACCGCUAAGACGAACAGAAAGCGAGUGGCCGUGGUCCAUCGUCUUAAAAAAUUCGGAGACAACUCUUCUCUCAGUGCUGCAGUGUACGAGUUUAAGAGCAAGUCGAUUGUCAAGCGCCUUCUUUGGGGAUUGAUUGUAAUUUUAGCAAUCGCCGGGUUUUGUUGCAUCACUGGUUUGAGUAUCAAGAUGCUGAUCGACGAGCCAAUAUCUACCUCUAUUACUGAAAUGAGGCAGGAUGAGUUGGAGUUUCCUGCUGUGACUGUGUGCAGUUUGAAUUUCCUUGACUCAGCUGUCCUCUCAAAGAGUGUAGUCGAUCAAUUAAUAGCUCUGUUUACUGCUGGUCAACCUCCAAAUGUGCCUCCAUUGACAGAAUGCAUUUCAAUUGCAAAUAAGAUAACCAGCGACACUGAUAUUGACAUCGGCUUUGGAAAUCUUAUUUUGGAUCUUGCAAAAAAUGAUCUUAUCAGCUUAAUCGAACAAUGUUUUUUUGAAGGAAAUAAUUGCAUUAACGACUUAAAAAUAGUUAACACAACAAGUGGUGUCUGCUUUACAUUCAAUGGGCCGAAUAAAACUGCCAAGUCUCUUAAUGUCCAAGGGACAGGUGUGCUGAACGGUCUUAGGCUUCAAAUCGGAAACGGAAAUCAAGCAUUUACCCUGAAUAAUAACUAUGGUUUCAAGGUCAUUGUUCACAAUCGUGAUGAGCCACCGAGACCAGAAAGUGAAGGGGUGGUGGUUGGACUCGGAAGCAGCCUCAAUGUUGGAAUGAAGCAGGUGACUUCAGCCGACGAAACACAAUUUUACUCCAGCCAAGGUUGUGUACGAAAUUCAGAUAAUCCCUCUAACAACUUAACAUUCUCAGAAUACUCAUCGUACUCUCGCUCUCUUUGCUUGAACGAUUGCUUUUAUACACACAUUGCAAACGAAUGCCAUUGUGUGGAAAGAAAAUUUUACACACCUGUUAAAAGUCCUUACACUGAAAUGAGGGAUUGUGGUUUAACAGACAUAUGCUGUGAAGUCUACACAUUUCGAACAUUAAAAAACAGCUGCAACUGCCCACUGAAGUGUAAAACAGUUGAUCGUACUCUCACAACAAGCAGUGCAACAAAUGAGGAUUGUGGGAGGGUCGGUAUACAUGUCUACUACGAGAGCCUUGUAACUGAAGUACGUGUGACAACAGAUUCGUACACUCCUUGGAGCCUGAUCUCUGACAUCGGAGGCAACACAGGACUGUUCCUGGGCUUCACGCUACUGACGAUAGGGGAAGUGCUGCUGUUGGUGCUUGGAUUGUUCAGUGACUGCUGCUGUUCCUCUUGCAAGAAACGAUUCAAACAGAAGAUGGAAGAAUCGUAAACUGACAGUCUGAAAGACAAACAAUAAUCUGACUCAAUAUCAUAAUUAUAGCUUACAAGUUAGUAAUAGAACACAAGCCUAUAUACCGUAUAGCGCGAAAUUUUCGAGGCACUUAUAUUUUGUGGAUUGGCCUCUAAAAGUAUUUUCGUUGCACAA
Molecule: messenger RNA, 2141 nt
Organism: Halichondria panicea
Lineage: Eukaryota; Metazoa; Porifera; Demospongiae; Suberitida; Halichondriidae
Product: acid-sensing ion channel 4-A-like
Exons: 1
Coding region: 573-1985 (470 amino acids)
Biological process (GO): sodium ion transmembrane transport
Cellular component (GO): plasma membrane
Molecular function (GO): ligand-gated sodium channel activity
Source: RefSeq, a predicted model, not a curated record